AUGGCGUUGCAAGAUCAAACUAAACUGAAGCAGAGCCUUAUUUCACUGAGCAAGUCCCAUGGGGGACAGUUGCCGCUAGACAAAGCUGUCCUAGAAGCCCUACCGCCAGGGACGACGCAAGCAAGGGCGCAGGCCUAUGGACUAGCAUCCGCUUGGUCCUUCACUGCUAGGAUCAACGCUCUCGAUGGAAGCAAACAGUCCGUGUCAUACUUUCUCAAAUAUGUUGCAGGCGACCUGGGCAAAAAUCAGUUGGAGGGUGAGUUUGUUGGCAUGACAGAGUUACACCAAUUGCAGCCAGAACUAGUACCCAAGCCCAUAGCUCGUGGCCGGCUCAAGAACGCAAAUGUCCCGGCAUAUUUUCUCUUGAUCGAGUUUAUUGAUUUCAUUCCUGGACUUCCCGAUCCUGUGAAAUUGGGAGCUCGACUCGCGGCAUUGCACGCGAAAAGCAAAGCUCCGAAUGGCCGCUUUGGAUUUCAUUUACAAACAUAUGACGGGGCAAGACUUCAAGCAGUUGCGCCGACCAAAAGCUGGACAUCAUUCUUUGGUACACUUCUCGCUGAAGCCUACCGACAAGAUACCGAGACCAACGGCAUCUGGCCAGAAUUGGAAAUUGUUCACAAAAGGGUGCAGAGCCAUCUCAUACCUCGCUUGAUCGGAGCUCUUGAAGCCGAGGGGAGAUCAGUCAAGCCUACCUUGAUCCAUGGCGACCUCUGGGAUGGGAAUGUAGGCGUCCAGGCAAACACGGGAGAUCCGUGGAUGAUCGUGAAAUUCGACUGCGCCGUCUACUAUGCUCACAAUGAAAUGGAAAUCGGUACAUGGCGCGCCGAACGCCAUCAACUAAAUGCUGAAGUGUAUCGUAUGGAGUAUCUGAAAAACUACGAGGCGAGUGAGCCCAAGGGCGAAUGGGACGAUCGAAACCUCCUCUACAGCACCAAGACGAACUUUAUGCAUUCUGCGUGUUUCGCAGGCUCACCUGCACGAAAAUCUGCAUUUGAAAAUAUGCUCCAGCUUGUCCAGAAAUACGUGCCGUGGGAAGAGGAUUCCGAGGAAUGGCAACGGAUAAGAUGCUCAGUCGCAUCGCUGGGUCAUUGCGUUGGCCAAGUUGAUUGA
Molecule: messenger RNA, 1110 nt
Organism: Pestalotiopsis fici W106-1
Lineage: Eukaryota; Fungi; Ascomycota; Sordariomycetes; Amphisphaeriales; Sporocadaceae
Exons: 7
Coding region: 1-1110 (369 amino acids)
Source: RefSeq, a predicted model, not a curated record